UGCUGCGUUGUGCUGCGGGGCAGUGCGGUGUUUUGCGCUGCGCUGCGUUGGGCUGCGGGGCGGUGCAGUGCGUUGUGCCGCGCCGCGUUCCGCAGACGCCGCUCCGCGCGCGUUGCUCGAGGGCGCCGGCGGCGGGCGGCUGCUGGCGGCGGGCAGCAUGGUGCGAGCGCGGGGGGCGUCCGGCCCCGGGUGCCGCCUGCUGCUGCUGCUCGGCCUCCUGGCGGCCCUGCGUGCCCGGGACAGCCGGGCUGCUCCGCGGGCAGCGCCGGGCCCAGCGGUGGCUGCUGGUGAUGCUGGUGCUUGGCCGGAUGCAGGACUGAAGGCUUGGGAAGAUGCUGGAGGCAGUGGUCUUCCAGAUUCUCAGCUGAAUCUGCUUUUUGAGCAUCAGAGGGAUGCCAGGGAUGAGGCUGUGGUUGAAGGUUAUCCCAGUUCUCGCCUGGAUCCCGUUGUUGAGGCUCGGGGUCUUCCCAGGCGUGGUCCAAGAGUUGUUGAGCCUCGCAGGGAUGCCAGGGGCGAUGGUUACCGAACUUUUUGGCGGUAUCCAGUUCUUGUGCCUCGGGAGGAUCCCCGGGCUGUGGCCGUAGCGGAUGGAGAUCCCUCUUCUGCUCUGGAGCCUGGACUGGUGACUCCGGGACAUCGUGGAGGUGUUCCUGUAGGCAGUGGCCUCCCAGCUUCUCAUCUGGAUGCCAUUGUUGUGCCUCAGGGGCAUGCCAGGGAGCUUCCAAGCGUGUCACAGCCUGGAGAAGCCCCCCACGGCAGGAAAUACUCCUUUUUUCCAGUGCACCGAGGUCUUGGUGGUGAGAAAGGUGCAGAGGAUGCAGCUCCUAAAGGCCGACAAAAGCAGCAUUUGGUCUUCACUGCCGCAGUCUCGAGUUGGGUACUGUUUGGGGUAGUGCUGACUUGUAUAGUCACUUCCCAGCUGAGGAAGAGAAAACAAGAAGCGGUACCAGCUAACCCUGCCGCUGCCUCUGACGGAGAAGAGCCCAGUAUGGAGGAAGGCAGAGCACAGCCAGGAAGCGAAAGAAAAAAGGAUGAGUUUACUCUAGAAAAUGAAAAUCCCAGCAGCAGCUCCACUCGGCUUCCUAUUCUAAGCAGAAUAAAAAACCUGUGCGUAUUCUGAAGAGAAUAAAAAACCUGUUGG
Molecule: messenger RNA, 1141 nt
Organism: Dromaius novaehollandiae (emu)
Lineage: Eukaryota; Metazoa; Chordata; Aves; Casuariiformes; Dromaiidae
Exons: 11
Coding region: 158-1120 (320 amino acids)
Source: RefSeq, a predicted model, not a curated record